Penicillium taxi is the source of this 879-nucleotide messenger RNA. RefSeq lists its product as uncharacterized. Gene Ontology annotation, biological process: peptidyl-proline hydroxylation to 4-hydroxy-L-proline. Gene Ontology annotation, molecular function: L-ascorbic acid binding; iron ion binding; procollagen-proline 4-dioxygenase activity. The record is from RefSeq and is a predicted model, not a curated record. Gene Ontology annotation, cellular component: endoplasmic reticulum. The coding region runs from base 1 to 879 and encodes 292 amino acids. Lineage: Eukaryota; Fungi; Ascomycota; Eurotiomycetes; Eurotiales; Aspergillaceae. The transcript has a single exon.
AUGUCCAACAUCCCAGAGGACUUUCUCAGGGGUCCUCCCCAAAACGCAAAAGUCCACAAAAUCGACUUCACCCAAACCACACCACCGAUCCCGGCAUUCAAAGGCCAAUUCGCGGUGGUGAUCGACAACUUCAUGACAGAAGCCGAAAGCGCCUCACUUCUAAAACUAGCCCAAACUACCACCUCUCAAAACGAAACACAAUGGGAACGCGCAAUGGUCAACGCAGGCUCAGGCAAAGAGGUCAUGUCGGUAGAUACGCGGAAAAGCGGCCGAAUGAUAUUCGAUUCACCCGAUAUUGCACAAAGACUGCUAGAUCGCCUGAUGCCCUUCUUGCAAGAUUUUCAUAUCGACCGCGUUCAUGCCAUGCCGCAGGUUACAGGCCUUGGACCGACGCGACGCGGCGAGACGUUUCGCGUAUCUAGAUUGAAUGAGCGACUGCGAUUUUUACGGUAUGAAGGUGGAGACUACUUCCGUCCUCAUUGGGAUGGAUGCUAUGUGACGCCUGAUGGGAAAGAGAAAUCGCUUUUCACUGUGCAUUUGUACCUGAAUGGUGACGGGGAGCAAGAUAUGGAAGAGCUAUUACCAGAGAUCCAGCGCGUGGAGAAGGAAGCUUGGCCCUGGGAGGAUGGUGGUGAUGAGGAUCAGGUCCUGACUGACGCUGAGGCUGUAGCCCAUCCUUUGACUGCUGACCCUGAAGCAAAGCUGUUAGGUGGGGCUACUUCGUUCAUAGAUGGCUUCCGGGGUGACUGCGUGCGGGUCUUUCCCAAGGCUGGGACUGUGCUUAUAUUUCAACAACGAAACUUGAUGCAUUGCGGAGACGAUGUAUUUCGGGGAGUUAAGUAUACUGUUCGGACUGAUGUCAUGUAUACUCAAGAGUGA